Messenger RNA from Clonostachys rhizophaga, 1710 nucleotides. NCBI's taxonomy places the organism in Eukaryota, Fungi, Ascomycota, Sordariomycetes, Hypocreales, Bionectriaceae. The record is from the annotation of a GenBank genome assembly.
AUGAAAGCAGAGACAGAGGUCUCCCAAACCGUCGAAGUAGUUGCGAGCGAAGUCGACAGCCGACGAGUUGAGUCGCCUGAUGAGUCGCCUGACGAAACGCAGGAGGCAGCCAAGUCUGCAACGCUGACAGGAUGGGCUCUCGCCUCUUUGACCGUGGCCUUUAUGUCCAUUUGCUUCGUUUUAGCACUUGACAAUACAAUCCUAGCGACGGCGAUACCACAAAUCACCAGCGAUUUCAACUCCCUCAACGAUAUCGGAUGGUAUGGCUCAUCCUACCUCAUCGCCCAGAUGGCGUUACUGCCGACGUGCGGGCGAAUCUACGCAUGCUACAACAUCAAGUGGGUGUACUGCCUUUCGCUUGUCGUCUUCGAGCUCGGCUCCAUUAUCUCGGCCGUCGCGCCAAACUCGAUUGUACUCAUCGUCGGGAGAGCCAUCACGGGCAUGGGUGCUGCGGGUCUAGUGAGCGGGACGACGACGAUCCUGGCGUACUCGGUGGCGUUGAAGAUGCAGGCGAAGCUGUCGCCCGUUGUUCUAGGCAUGUAUAACAUUGGAUCAACAGUAGGACCGCUCGUAGGCGGUGCUAUCACGGAUAACAAAAGGCUCACUUGGCGCUUUGUUUUCUGGAUCAAUCUCCCUUUCGGGGCGGUGGGUUUGGCCCUUGUAUGGUUCACGCUUGGCAAACCCCCACCUGCAGUCAAGGGUGGCCUCCCAUGGACUCAGAAGAUGCGUCACCUUGACAUCCCGGGAGCUAUUCUUCUCCUUGGUGCCACCGUCUGCCUGAACUUGGCUCUGCAGUGGGGUGGUAUCGUUUACCCAUGGUCAGAUUCGCGGGUUUAUGGUUGUCUCAUCGGACUUGCUUUAAUUCUGCUUGCCUUUCUGGGGAUGCAGUACUUUGGAAAGGAAAAUGCGACUAUCCCUCUACACCUAUUCGUAAAUCGCACGGCAUGGGCUUCAUUUGGGUUUAUGAUGUUGGUUCAGACCGCUAUAGUUUUGCAGUCGUACUUUUGGCCUAUAUAUUUUCAGUCGGUCCGGGGUGAUAGUGCGAGAGACUCUGGGGUCAAGCUCCUUCCGCUCGUCAUCUCCAACAGCCUUGGCAUGCUCGCCGGAGGCUGGACUGCCUCGAAGACCCGGCAUUAUGUACCGUUAAUGUGGAUAGGAGCUCCACUCCUCGCCGUCGGCGGCGGCCUGUACCAGCUCAUGCAGAAGGAUACUCCCGCUGGUCCCUGGAUCGGUUAUCAGAUAAUCUCGGGUGCCAGCUACGGCAUGUGCAGCCAGAUGCCCAUCCUGGCGGUCCAGGUCGUCCUAGCCAAGGCUGACAUCCCCACGGGCCUCGUGGUGGUUAUGUUCUUCCAGAUGCUGGGAGGUGCCCUGGCACCCGCUGUUGGGCAGAAUCUCCUGACUGACAAGCUCCUUCGGAUCUUGAACGGUUUGCCGGGAGUCGACGGGGCGGCGGUGGUGGCAGCCGGUGGGAAGGGGUUCACUGAAAUUAUUCCCCCAGAGUUGAUGGACGUGGUCCUAGAUGCGUACAACUCGGCGUUGAAGAACGUGUUCUGGGUAGGCCUUGCCACGCCGGCUGCUGCUUGGCUCUUCAGUUGGAUGAUGGAGUGGCGUCAAUUGCCGGACUCCGAUGCCGCGCCGAUGGACGCUCAUCAAGAGGAAAGUUCUUUGGAAGAAAAAGCGACCAACAAGGAGGAGACUACCACAUCUUGA